CGAGGGGUGGUUGCGUGUUGUGAGCUUCCACACUGAUCGAGGGUUUAGGGUUUUGUCCUCCCUCCCCUCCUCUCUCCGCGCUCCCCCCGCCGCCGCCAUGGCUGGGGUGGAGGACGAGGACGAGUACAAGGACGCCCUGGGGGCCGCGGAUCCGCCGCCUUCGUCGCCGUCGCCCACCUCCAAGCCCAAGCCCGCCGCUGCUGCUGGUGGCGGUGGCGGUGGCCUCGGGAGGAGGCUCUUCGCCUCCAUUCCUCUCCCCGCCUCUCUCUCCGCGGCGAUCGGCCGGUUCUCCAGCCCCAAGCCGCCGGCGCCCAACGUGGGCCUCGGGCUCCUGCUCCACGCGGGCCCCGCUACCCCCGCCGACGGCAGCGGCACCCCUGCCUCCGACGCGGCGUCGGCCAUCAGCAGCCCCCACCUGCCCCCAUUGGUUUCUCUCCAGCCUCAGCACGGGGAGGAUCGGGUUGCUGGGCUUGGCGCAGGUAUGGGGGAGGAGGAUCUAGGGCUAGUACCGGCGGAGGAGCAAGUGUGGCCUACAGCUGAAGAUCGGGAGAAGGAAGGUCUUGCUGUUGAUGAGUGCUCUGCGAACAGAAAUGAUUUCUCUUUGCUUGGUCAGGAGGAGGGGGAGCAGUGCCAAGGUGAUGAAUUGGGGACAGCCGUGGACGGUUGCAUGGUCCAAGAUCAAGAGGAGGUGGUGGAGCAAGAAGGGGCCACUGAGGAUUGUGCUGCUGUAGUGGAAGAUCAGAGUAACAACGCUGCAGUAGAGCAAUGUGCUGGUAAUGAAACAAGGGCAGUCAAGGAUGACAAUGCUGUGGAAGUAAAUGAGAAGGUGACAGAGCAAGAAGGUGCUGUUAGCAUACUGGAUGCUGCCGAGGAUGGUGUUGCUGUGGCAUCGCAAGAGGAAGAGGAGGAUGUGGUGGUGGCAGAGCAAGGUGAGGAUGUCAUUUCUGUACAAGAUCAACUUGAGGUGGUGGAGCUGUGCACUGGUGAUCAAUUGAGAACAACCACAGAGGAUAAUGCUGGGCGAGAUCAAGAUUUGGUGAAGCAGGAAGAGGCAACCGAGUAUUACACUACUCUGGAAGCUGUAGAACAAUGCACCAAUGAUGGGUCAAAAGAAGUGAAAGAUGGCAAUAUCGUGGAAGAAGUGGAGAGGGCGGUGGAACUAGAAGGUGCUCCUGGCUUACUGGAUGCAGCCAAGGAUGGUACUCCUGUGGAAUUGCAAGAGGAGGAUGUGGUGGUUGCAGAGCAAGAGGAGGAUGAGGAUGUCAUUUCUGUACAAGAUCAGCAUAAGGUGGUGGAUCAGUGCUCUGGUGAUCAAUUGAUAACAGCCACAGAUGAUAAUGCUGCACAGGAUCAAGACGUGAUGAAGCAUGAAGGUGCAACUGAGUAUUACAUUGCUGUGGAAGCUGUAGAACAAUGCACUAAUGAUGGAUCAAGAGCAGUCAAGGAUGGCAAUGUUGUGGAAGAAAAGGACAAGGUGGCGGAGCAAGUAGUUGCUGUUGGCAUUCUGUAUGCAGCUAAGGAUUGUGCUACUGGGGAAUCACAAGAGGAGGGGGAUGUGGUGGUGGCAGAGCAAAGUGAGGACAGCAUUUCUGUGCAAGAUCAACAUAAGGUGGUGGAGCUGUUCACUGGUAAUCAAUUGAAAGCAUCCGCAGAUGAUAAUGCUGCGCAAGAUCAAGAAGUACUGGAGCAAGAAGGGGCAACUGAGUAUUACACUACUUUGGAAGCUGUAGAAGAAUGCACCAAUGAUGAAUCAAGAGUAGCCAAGGAUGGCAAUGUUGUGGAAGAAAAGGAGAGGCCGGUGAAGCAAGAAGGUGCUGUUGGCGUACUGAAUGCAGCCAAGGAUGACAUUAUUGUGGAAUUGCAAGAGGAGGAUGUAAUGGUGGCAGAGCAAUGUGAGGGUGACAUUUUUGUACAUAAUCAAGAUAAGGUGGUGGAGCUAUGCACCAGUGGUCAAAUAAAAACAACCGUGGUUGAUAACGCUGCAGAAGGUCAAGAGGUGGUGGAGGAAGAAUGUGCCAUUGUUGAUAGGGAUGUGGCAACAGAUGACAUUGCUGUUGAAGAUCAAGAGAAGGAAGUGAAACAAUCUGCUGGUGACGAAUCAAGAGCAACCAAGGAUGGAAAUGCUGUGGAAGUUAACGAGAAGAUGGUGGAUCAAGAAGAUGUCAUUGACAAACAUGGUGUGAUCAAGGAUGGCAAUGGUGUGGUGUUACUAGAGGAGAACAUCGUAGUGGUUGUAGAGCAAGGUGGGGAUGCCAUGUCUCUACCAGACGUGAGUAAUGUGGUGGAACAGUACACCAUUGAUCAACCGAGAGCAACCACUGAUGAUAAUGCUGCAGAAAAUCAAGAGAUUGGGGAGCAAGGUGCUGUUGUUGAAAGGGUUGUGACCACGGAUGGCAUUGAUAUUGAAGAUCAAGAGAAGGAAGUAGAGCACUCUUCUGGUGACGAAUUGACAUCAACCAAGAAUGAGAAUGGUGUGGAAGAUAACGAGAAGGUGGAUCAAGAAGAUAUAAUUGACAAACAAGGUGUAAUCAAAGAUGGCAGUGGUGUGGAUUCACAAGAGGAGGACGUGGUGGUUACAGAGCAAGGUGGGGAUGGCAUCUCCGUACGAGAUGUGGGUAAUGUGAAGCAAUACACCAGUGAUCAAAGAACAACCAUGGAAGAUAAUGUGGUAGAAUGCCAAGAGGUGGUGGAGAAAGAAGGUUCCAUUUUUGAAAGGGGUGCGACUGCAGGUGGCACUACUGUUGAAGAUCAAGACAAGGAAGUGGAGCAAUCUGCAGGCGACGAAUCAAGAGCAACCAACGAUGAGAAUGGUGUGGAAGAUGCCACUGACAAACAAGGUACAGCUAAGGAUGGCAGUGGUGUGGAGUCACAAGAGGAUGAGGAUGUGGUGCCUGCAGAGCAAGGUGGGGAUGACAUUUCUGUACGAGAUGAGGGUAAUGUGAUGGAGCAAUGCACCAGUGAUCAACAGAGAACAACCCCAGAUGAUAAUGCUGCAGAAGAUCAGGAAGUGGUGGAGCAAGAAGGUGUUGUUAGCAUAUUGGGUGCAGCCAAGGUUGACAUUGCUGUGGAAUCUUUGCAAGAGGAGGACAUUGUGGUGGCAGAUCAAGUUGAGGAUGGUGUUUCUGUACAAGAUCAAGAUAAGGUGGUGGAGCAAUGCACCAGUGAUCAACUGAGAACAAGCACGUAUGGUUAUGCUGAGGAAGAUCAGGAGGCAAGGAGGGAGAAUAUUGGUUUCUCUGCAGGAUACCCACAGAGGCCUGGUAAACUGAACUGCCGUUUUUACAUGUUAAACGGGAGCUGCUCAUAUGGGUCAUCAUGCCACUUCAAUCAUCCACAGCUCAAAGCAAAACUGGAAGUUUCAAAUUUCCCAUCUGAACAAAGAAAUCGUGAAGUUGAAUUUCUGGAACUGAAUCGUGUUGGCCUUCCCAUUCGAGAAGGAGCAAGGAAGUGUACCUAUUACAUGCGUAAUGGUACGUGCAGAUAUGGAAAGAAAUGUUGUUUCAACCAUCCAGAGCAAGUCCUUGAUGCUCAACUUCACAUGCCAACAGGGUGGGAUGAUACUAACUUGCAAUCGUCACCGCACUCAAAGAAAUCAACUGAACAUGCAACCAUAAAUGAUGUAUCAUCUGGCUCAGAGAUUCUUCCUUCGGAGAUUCUUCCUCCAAAUGGCUCAGAGAUUCUUCCUCCAAACAUACUUCGAAUGCUUUUACCUCCUCAGAAUGUGCCUCCUUGUACAGAAGAAAAAGAAAUGAAGGUGAAGAAGGAUCCUGAUUGGUCAUCUGCUUCAGAUGAUUCUGAUGGCUGCUGUUCGGCAGACAGUUCAGGUGGGCCUUUGUGCAAGCAGGAACACGUGGACUAUCCUGAGAGGCCUGAAUGCCCUUUCCUUCAGAGAUUUGGUAAUUGUAAGUUUGAAUCAGCAUGCCAAUAUUACCAUCCAAAAGACAAAUUCCCAAGUAGACACCAUCCAAAAGACAAAUUCCCAAGUAGAUACCAUUCAAAAGACAAGUUCCAAAGUAGAUACCUUCCAAAAAGAGACCCGCCACUGGCAGAACUGAAGGUUUAUCCUGACAGACCUGGUGAACCUGAAUGCCCCUUCUAUAUAAAAACUGGGUCCUGUAAAUUUAGGGCAGACUGUAAAUUUCAUCACCCAAAGGAUUUAACCCCAAGCAUGCAGGGCUCAGCAAGUCCAAAAAGGUCUGUUGCUGCUAACGAACACCAUCCAGCAGCUAGAAUCCCAAGCAUGCAGGGCGCAGCAAGUCCAAAAAGGUUGGUUGCUAACGAACACCAUCCAGCAGCUAGAAUCAUGCUACAGGACCAUAUGUACCAGCAACAAAAAUGUCCUGAGAGGCCUGGUGAACCAGAUUGCCGGUACUACAUGCAAUUUGGGAAAUGUAAAUUUCAAUCAGCAUGCAUAUUCAAUCAUCCAAAAGAUAUACUUUCAAGUGGGUGGCGUCCGGCAGCAUGCCCAUUCUACAUGAAAACUGGGACAUGCCAAUUUGGAUCAGCUUGUGAAUUUUCUCAUCCGAAAGAUCGGUGUGCAACCACAGGGGAAGCCAUUGAUGAUGGUACUGACAAUGAGCAUGAUUUUGACACAAAGUCUGAGAAUGUUCUGCAACAACAGGAAAAGACAAUAUAUCCUCAAAGGCCUGGUGAACCUGAGUGUUCUCACUACAUGAAGCAUGGCUACUGUAAAUUUCAGAAGAGCUGCAUAUUCCAUCAUCCGACAGAUCAUCUUUCAAACAAAUAGGACCGUUUCACCACUACCACUUCUGUAGCUGACUCAGGUGGGGGAUAUGACUGGCUGUGGCUGAUGAGUGGAGGAAGUUCUGAUGAUGGAACAGAAAAUGAUUGUAGGGAGCUUCAACCCUAGUCUUCUGUGAAGAGAUUGAUUAUUCUACCACGUUUGCGUCGAAUUUCUGCGCCCUAUCUGUCGUUAGAGUUCUCGUACCAGAUGUGAACUGUGGUGGCUCCCAACUCCCAGUCGCUCAUAUGCCAUAUAACGUUGCUGCGACCUCCCUGUGUUGUUAACUUGAGGUUGCGAACCACGUACUUAGCAUGCAGCUCUAGAUGCCUGCACUGACCGACCGAAGAUUGUGAUCAUGGCAAGAUUAAAAUAUCAGACCAUCUUUUGUAACGUGCGAUCUCCAUCGUUUUAUUUGUCGUUUGGAUCUUCAAGUCGCGGCCUUUA
Molecule: messenger RNA, 5188 nt
Organism: Setaria italica (foxtail millet)
Lineage: Eukaryota; Viridiplantae; Streptophyta; Magnoliopsida; Poales; Poaceae
Exons: 6
Coding region: 98-4747 (1549 amino acids)
Molecular function (GO): mRNA binding; metal ion binding
Source: RefSeq, a predicted model, not a curated record